Molecule: messenger RNA, 969 nt
Organism: Ostertagia ostertagi
Lineage: Eukaryota; Metazoa; Nematoda; Chromadorea; Rhabditida; Trichostrongylidae
Source: the annotation of a GenBank genome assembly
AUGGCGAAGUUGGCAGCUAAAUAUCUACUCUCCAAUUACUCGCCAUUGCAGAUAUGGGACUACGAAACUGGUGAAUUCGAGCGCUCACUGAAAGGUCAUACGGAUUCGGUGCAGGAUAUUGCUUUCGACAAGACCGGGAAAAUGCUUGUCUCGUGCUCGGCUGAUAUGUCGAUCAAAGUGUGGGAGUUUGGCGGCUCAUACGCGUGCGUCAAAACAUUGAAAGGUCACGAUCACAAUAUUUCAUCUGUUUGCUUUUUGCCCUCCGGUGACGCAAUUCUAUCAGCGAGCAGGGAUCACACCAUCAAGCUGUGGGAGGUAGCUUCCGGUUAUUGUGUGCAUACAUUCCGAGGACAUUCAGAAUGGGUACGAAUGGUGCGGGUCUCACCAGAUGGCGUACUUUUUGCCUCCGCGAGUAACGAUCAGGUAAAUGAGGGUAUUUUUUGCUGGACUCAUUUCGACCGACAGACGUCAUCAAAGAAUUGUAAGAAUAUUCUCUGGUUUUUUCGGCGGAACUUGACAUUGAAAUAUCUUCGGGAUGGUUUGGUCCGCUGCAGUCGGAGAGUCAAAGCUACUUUACGUGAACAUGAGCAUGUCGUUGAGUGUAUUGAAUGGGCUCCGGACACUGCAUUGGCGCCUAUCAGGACAGAAGCUGGUCAUAAGGCGAAUGGUGAUCUUGGCGCUGGUCCAACACACGUAGUCGUUAGUGGUUCAAGAGAUAAAAUGAUAAAGAUUUGGGAUGCGUUGACGGGUACGGUGAUGUUCUCCUUGAUUGGGCACGACAACUGGGUACGAGGGCUGCGCUUCCAUCCUCGUGGCAAAUUCCUUGUCUCGGUUGCGGAUGACAAGACGUUACGAGUUUGGGAUAUAGCACAGCGACGUUGUGCAAAGACGAUUGACGCUCACCAACAUUUCGUUACUAGUGUUGGUAAGUGGUUUGCAACUUCUCUAAGCUUUUCCCUUCAUUUUUGA